CUGCUUAACAUAUUGUAUGUCAAACAUUGACAAUUCUGAUCAAUUGAGUCAAACUGAUAGUUUAAUAUGGACGUCUAUACUAGUUUUAAGAAAUACGACUACAUAUUAAACAACAAAAGCCUUUUAUUAGCAGAAAAAAUCAUAGUUUUAUUAGAACUAUGGAAUAAAAUUAAUAAGGCUAAUGAACAGCUGAAACAAGUUAAUGCAACUUUCAGAGAACGUUUUGAAAAAUUGAUACAUUUGGUUGUCAAUACAUGGAACAACUCAACUUUAGAAAAAUUAAUGAAAGUGUCCAGCAUUGAGCUUACUAAUGAAGAUAUAGAUUUUUUUAAUUACGAACAAGCAUAUGUUAUUUCAGUGAGAUUAAUGAAACUUUGUGACUGUAAUUGUGAAGAUCUGGCAUUAAAUCUAGCAACGGCUUUUUUGAAGUAUGUUGAAUCGAAUAAUAUCAUUAGAAUCAGUGUAGAACAAAUAUGGUUUAUUUUUGAUGUAAAAAUUAGUCUUCUGUAUAAAUUUAAGGAGAAAAUAAAAAUAGAAGAUAUUUUAAGAGAAAUGAAUUAUGAGGAUGGAAUUUAUUUAAUAAAAAGGUUCAUUAAUAAAAAACCUAAUUUAAUGAAAAUCUGGAAAUAUUCUCCCAAAAUUGCCAUGAUGGCUAUACAUUCAUUUUUAGAAAAAAUUGUAACUGAACACAAAACAAAUUUAAAUUUUUUUAAUGAGUUAUUAGAAAUGUACAUUGCUCUAAGCACCGUUACUGAUUCUUUAGACCAUUUGAGUACAAAAAUAAAACAACUAUGUGAAAUAUCUAACUUGUCCACCCUUCAUAGUUUUUGCGAAUAUUUUAAAAAUGUUAAAAAUCCAAAACUAAAAUAUUGUAUUGUCGAAAUAUUUAUUAAAACUCUAACUGUUUACAUGAACGAAUUGGAGUUACUAAAAAAUAAACAGGACGUUGAAAAUAUUAAAUCAGUAACGUCAACAUUAGCUGAAAUUUUCUGUGGCUUGGCUGAAUAUAUGAAUCAGAAAAUCAAAGUUGCAAGAGAAUGCGUCUUGACAGCAUUUAGCUUAGAACCUACAAGUGAGAGGUUGAAUUUUUUGGAAAUCUUAGCCGAUAAAAGUGGACUGCAGGGUACAUCUAAAACUGUGCAAAAUGAUUUACUUGAUUCAAUGUUAUCGAUAGCUCAAGAACAAAUUAAAUUGGAAAUUCAGUCAGCUGAAUAUAUCGCCAUUCAGGUGGAUGAAACCACUGACAGCUCCAAUAAAACCCAAAUGACUUUUAUAGUACGGUAUAUAUUGUCAGGCAUCGUUCAUGAAAGGUUCAUAAAAUUUAUAAUUCCGUCCGGUACCACAGCCGAACACUUGUCAGACGUAAUUUUUAAAGAAUUAGAAAUUUUAGAAAUACAUAAAACACCGGAAAAAUUAAUUGGACAAAGUUAUGAUGGAGCAUCUACUAUGAGUGGACGAUUAGGUGGAGUGCAAAAAAAAAAUAUAGAACGAUAUCCUGCUGCUAAUUUUAUUCAUUGCUAUGCCCACCAAUUAAACUUAAUACUGCAAAAAGCAGCUAGUCAAAAUAAAAACGUAAAAAUUUUUUUUGCCAAUUUACAGGGGUUUUCUACAUUUUUUAGUCGAUCUCCAAAACGUACAGCAGUUCUCGACGAAUUUGUUAAAGUUCGUUUACCUAGAGCCGUACCGACAAGAUGGUAUUUUAACGCACGUUGUGUGGAAACUGUCUUUCUAUAUCAGGUUGAUAUUCUGGCUUCUCUAGAGAAGAUAAUUGAGACUGAAGAAGAUUCCAAUACAAUUGAUUAG
Psylliodes chrysocephalus is the source of this 1803-nucleotide messenger RNA. The record is from the annotation of a GenBank genome assembly. NCBI's taxonomy places the organism in Eukaryota, Metazoa, Arthropoda, Insecta, Coleoptera, Chrysomelidae.